Molecule: messenger RNA, 2049 nt
Organism: Anoplopoma fimbria (sablefish)
Lineage: Eukaryota; Metazoa; Chordata; Actinopteri; Perciformes; Anoplopomatidae
Gene: pphln1
Product: periphilin 1
Exons: 11
Coding region: 149-1336 (395 amino acids)
Biological process (GO): negative regulation of gene expression, epigenetic; negative regulation of DNA-templated transcription; protein localization to heterochromatin
Cellular component (GO): nucleoplasm
Source: RefSeq, a predicted model, not a curated record
UCCAUGUCGCUACCGGGAGAGGCUAGGCUAACCAAACGAUAGCAGAAGGUGAGAUUGUUUUCACAAUUUGCGUGGAAUGAAGGACCCUUUAAUAUUUUGUUGACUGUAUUUUCUCCAUCACCCCGAUUCAGAGGUCCUUGAGUCCAAAAUGACGUACAGGAGAGAAAGAAGUAUACGAGAUGUGUAUGAUGAUCGCUUUAUGGCAGAGAGACCGGGUCCUUACCCACGGGCAGCUGGGGCAGCGGAGAGGAGGGGCCCCUUUGGCAGGCCGGAGGACGAUUAUGGCCGCGGCGGGUACGAAUACGAAGGAGGUCCACGUUUUUUUCCAAAUGGAGGAGGCCCACGAAAUUAUCAUGAAGAUCAGAGGGGCUACCAUGGGGACAACCUUCAUUUCUCUGCUGAACGCAGAGCUGUUCCACCUUCAAGGAGGGAGGACUACCCUUACAGAGGGCCCAGGGAAGACCCACACACAGGACGGCCUUUGGAGUUUGGCGCCCGUGCACCACCUCCUCACGGCGUGCGAAACCAGGGCAUCUACCCAGCGGCCCGGUCACUCCCAGAGAGCGGGGAAGACACACUAGUGCAAGCCAUCCUCAACCUGGACAGAGGGGAGGACAGAGACCACUACAGGAGAAAGGCGGCCCCGUUCCCUCCAAUCAGAGAGCGCUCUCCCGUGCGCCGCGAGGUGGCCCGUUCCCCCCACAGCCGCUCCGGCUCCAGCGUCAGCAGCAGAGGCUACUCGCCAGACAGAGCCAAGAGCCUGCCGUUUCCCUCACAGCAAGGCAAGAAUGUGGACGGUCCAGAGGGGGUUUCUGAGCACCAUUGGGGGGCGCUCUUUCCUCAACAGACUGGACAUGAAACUUUGGACAAAAUUCCUGGCCUGUCACGAGAAGGCUCCCCACACAGCGCAACCUCAAACAAGGAGGAGAACCAUCCUCCAGAAGGAGAAAAAGAGGAGCCUCUGGUGGCUCCAGUCGUGGAGGAGAGCCAAAAGUCCACUACAGACAACUUUCAAGAGCGACGAGCCGCGGCCAUCGCGGCCAAAGCCCAGGAGAUAGAGAAGGUGUACCGGCAAGACUGUGAGACAUUUGGCAUGGUGGUAAAGAUGCUGGUGGCUAAAGACCCCAACCUGGAGAAGCAGCUGCAGGUUCCCCUCAGGGAGAACCUCGGGGAGAUCCGCGAACGUUGCCUUGAGGACCUCAAACACUUCAUCAACGAGCUGGACGAGGUGGUCCGGCAGCCAGAACCUUCUGUCUGUGACUCAACCACCCCAUCAACAGCCCUGACGGGUCAUAAACUUUCAAAGACAGUAGCCAAUCACAGCUCGUCUUACUGACACAUUGGCCAUCAGCUCUUCAUGAGACUAAGCGUGGAAGGAUUGACUUCUGAAUAUGAUGGAUAUCGCGAAUACAUUUUUGCUGGACUUGGAAUGGAUUCUACAGAACAGCAAACUGAAGAAAACCUCAAAAUGGAAUUUAUGCAGCGUUGCAUUGUUUGUGGGGAUGAACAGUGUUAGUUUGGGACAGACUGUUCUUUACCUUACUUUUCUCUGUUGAGAUUAUAAAACAUUGUUAAAAGUUGAUUUAAAAUGUCUUACAUCACAUGGAAAUGGUUAAUAUGGGUUUUGUUAUUUAAACGAUUUUGAUGAAAAUAUGUUGUUGAGAAUAGACGUUCAGUCCUGCAGCAUGAACACAUUUUUCUAAAAGAAAAGCCAGAUAAGAUGAUGUUUUGUUUUGUAGUAUUUUCAUUUAUGUACAUUUUGUAGCAGUAAAAUGUAUGACUUGGUGCUGCUAAAUUUACAGUUCUACAUUCUUGUAUAAAUUUGUACUGUCUGGAAAUGCCAGUUUGGUUACUUUUUUAUUGUGUUGACUCAUUUGCUUUUCAAACUUUAAUAUCCUUCCCAGAAAAAAAAAAAUGCACAAGGCUUGAUUAUUUUUGAUGAAGGUUGUAGUAAACAUGGUUUCUGUUAAGUUUAAGGUUGUUUUAUUGUUGUCUAAUAACACAAGUUACAUGCCCAACUGACAUUAUAGACAAUCUGAGACAUUUUAG